Trichoderma virens Gv29-8 is the source of this 258-nucleotide messenger RNA. RefSeq lists its product as uncharacterized. The annotation marks the transcript as partial. Lineage: Eukaryota; Fungi; Ascomycota; Sordariomycetes; Hypocreales; Hypocreaceae. The transcript has a single exon. The record is from RefSeq and is a predicted model, not a curated record.
CUGAGGAAGAUUGCUACAGUUAUUGGUGUUACGGGCGAUCAAGGAGGUGCUGUUACUGCCGCGCUCCUGCAAAAUCCUGAAUACCACAUUCGCCGUGUAACCAGUAACCCAGAUAGCAUCGCUUCCAAGGCUUUUGAAGCCACGAGAAUUGGGAUUGUGAAGGGGAAUCUUGACAAUGAGGCAUCAUUGAGGGCCGCAUUCGAGGGCUCGUAUAUCAUUAUUGACAUAGCUGAUUUUGUUCCAGGAUAUGUCGCGCAU